GCAAAGGAGCUACUCUUGUCCUCCUCCUCCUCCUCCUCCUCCGCCUCCUCUCUCCUGCUCUCUCCCUCGGUCUCCCCUCAUUCCAUUCAGAGAACUCUCCCUCACUGGGACGUCCCACCGAGGAGCCCUGUCCUGUAUGUUGCUCGGGCUGAGAAGAAAAGCCAUCUGCUUGGGACUCUCAUGCGUGGAGCCAGUGCUGUUACAGUGUCCAGACACAGUGAUGAGGCUUCUCUGGACUUGACUUCUGACUUUGUCCUGGAUUUGCUAUCGAGCUCAACUCACAUCCGCUUCUAGGAGGCUCUGAGCGCUUCUCCUCCAGCUUUGGACCCAGUCGCCCAGGUGUGAAGAACAUUGGGCAUGGGUUCGGACGUCCGUGACCUCAACACCCUCUUGUCCCCGGUCCCGGCUCUGCCGGCAGGGAACGGGAACUGCUCGCUGCCUGUCAGCAGCGCCCCUCAGUGGGCACCUGUGCUGGACUUCCAUGCCGGUGCCCCCUACAGCCACUCCUUCAUCAAGCAGGAGCCUAGCUGGGGCUCGGCGGACCCCCACGAGGACCCUCACUGCGGCCUCAGCGCCUUCACCGUCCACUUCUCCGGCCAGUUCACCGGCACCGGGGCCUGCAGGUACGGGGCCUUCGGGGCCCCAGCACCAAGCCAGCCACCGGCCAGCCAGCCCAGGAUGUUCGGCAACAGCCCCUACCUGUCCAACUGCAUGGACAGCCAGGCCAGCUCCAGAAACCAGGGUUACGGCGCGGUUGCUUUUGACGGAGCCACCAACUAUGGACACACGCCGUCCCACCACGCCUCCCAGUACCCCAACCACCCCUUCAAACAUGAAGACCCAAUCCCACAGCAAAGCAACAUGGGUGAGCAGCAGUAUCCCGUUCCUCCACCUGUUUACGGUUGCCACACGCCAUCGGACAGCUGUACGGGGAGCCAAGCACUGCUGCUGAGAAACCCUUACAACAGCAGUGACAAUUUAUACCAAAUGGCAUCCCAGUUGGAGUGCAUGGCAUGGAACCCUGUCAACACACUGGCGUCCAGCAUUAAGAGUCAUACAGGAGGUUAUGAGAAUGACCCCAGCACGCCCAUGUUGUACAGCUGCAGCACCCAGUACCGCAUCCACACCCAUGGAGUCUUCAGAGGCAUCCAGGAUGUGAGAAGGGUACCAGGCAUCGCUCCUGCCAUUGUGCGUUCUGAAACCAACGAGAAGCGACCUUUCAUGUGCGCCUAUCCAGGCUGCAACAAGCGCUACUUCAAACUUUCCCACUUACAGAUGCACAGCCGAAAGCAUACAGGUGAGAAGCCCUACCAGUGUGACUUCACAGACUGUGGCCGACGGUUCUCACGGUCAGACCAGCUGAAGAGGCAUCAGAGGAGACACACAGGUGUUAAACCUUUCCAGUGUGAGACAUGUCAGAGAAAGUUCUCACGGUCAGACCAUCUUAAGACCCACACCCGGACUCAUACAGGUAAAACAAGUGAGAAGCCCUUUAAUUGCAGGUGGCCAAACUGUCAAAAGAAGUUUGCCAGAUCUGACGAACUCGUCCGGCACCACAACAUGCACCAGAGGAACCUGACCAAGCUACAGCUGGCCAUUUGAAGACCCUGACCAAGCUUCGGCGAGGACCUGCAGAUUCUGCUGUCACAUGUCAAACUGCAGCCCUAGAGGGGCCUGGUUCUGCUCGGUUUAGCGUUCCUCUGCUCUAACACAGCUAAUUUAACAUGUCCUUGAUGAGUAACCAAGAAAACACGAAAACAAAACCCACUAAACCGCA
Molecule: messenger RNA, 1777 nt
Organism: Pygocentrus nattereri (red-bellied piranha)
Lineage: Eukaryota; Metazoa; Chordata; Actinopteri; Characiformes; Serrasalmidae
Gene: wt1a
Product: WT1 transcription factor a
Exons: 9
Coding region: 358-1602 (414 amino acids)
Biological process (GO): regulation of transcription by RNA polymerase II
Cellular component (GO): nucleus
Molecular function (GO): DNA-binding transcription factor activity, RNA polymerase II-specific; RNA polymerase II cis-regulatory region sequence-specific DNA binding
Source: RefSeq, a predicted model, not a curated record